AUGGCUGACCGCGUCCACAGUGUCCCCGUCCACUCCGGCCAUAUUGAAUUCAACCGUGGCAUGGACUUGUUUUCAGCACGCCUGCAGGCGGCGGCGGCUGCUGCAGCUGCAGCAGCAGCUCGACAUCCUAGGAGCUCGGCGGCGAGGGAUCUCGGCGGGUGGGACGGGGCGGAGCUCGUCGGCGCGGCGGUCGGGGGGCACCGGAUCUCGGCGGCGACAGCGCUCUCGGGCAGGGCAGGGAGCUCGGCGGUGAGGGAUCUCGGCAGCGGCGGCGGCCCCGAGCCCUCGAGCGGGGUCGAACCCAACCCUAUCGGCGUCGCCGUCGUCACGGCGCACGAGCUCUGCGUUGCUGUCGCCGUCCUCCACCGCUUCGGCCAGGAGCCGGACAUCACAGCCAACGCCCGCAGCUACGUCGUCUGCCUCCUCUCGGAACUCGCCGUCACCUCCUUCCUCGGCCCGUGCAAGUCGUACCUCAGGGCGCAGGAGAUCACGCUCCCCACGCUCUUCAGCUCUGCCCUCGCGCUGGUGCUCCACGAUCCCCUCACCAUGUGGAUGGCCAGGACCAAGGGCAUCCAGAGCGUCGCUGCUGUCGUCUGGAUCAGCGACCUGGCCGUCGCCGUCAUGCUCGCCACCUACGUGCUGGCCUCGGAGCGACUGCGGAAGGUGGUCACUGGAGCAAACGACGGGCGACUGGCUACGGCUCCUCCGGCUGGCCGUGCCGAGCUGCCUGAACACGCGCACGCCUCGAGUGGUGGUGCUACAAGAUCCUGGUCCUCCUGA
This is a messenger RNA of Oryza brachyantha (malo sina), 780 nucleotides long. RefSeq names its product protein DETOXIFICATION 51-like. Bases 1 to 780 code for a protein of 259 amino acids. Gene Ontology annotation, molecular function: transmembrane transporter activity. The record is from RefSeq and is a predicted model, not a curated record. Gene Ontology annotation, cellular component: membrane. NCBI's taxonomy places the organism in Eukaryota, Viridiplantae, Streptophyta, Magnoliopsida, Poales, Poaceae. The transcript has 3 exons.